Messenger RNA from Phycodurus eques (leafy seadragon), 2160 nucleotides. Its product is annotated as smoothelin-like protein 2. Gene Ontology annotation, cellular component: filamentous actin; microtubule organizing center. The record is from RefSeq and is a predicted model, not a curated record. Bases 341 to 1909 code for a protein of 522 amino acids. The transcript has 13 exons. Gene Ontology annotation, molecular function: protein binding. NCBI's taxonomy places the organism in Eukaryota, Metazoa, Chordata, Actinopteri, Syngnathiformes, Syngnathidae. Gene Ontology annotation, biological process: actin cytoskeleton organization.
CACUAAGUGUCUGGGGGAACAGAGAGGAAGACCCACCAUCAAAGACUGGAAAAGGAUGAGACAAGAAUUGGAUCCCUUUGGAAGAUUUUCCAUUCAGAUGAACUGAGACGGACGAUCACAUUAGAAGGGAAAGAUAAGACACAUGUUGAGAGAUGUCCAAGGCAAGAAUGGGACUUUAAUGAGUCGCUGGCAAGGACUCCUUGUGAUCCUUUUAAAGUGUCCAUGCUGGAUGAUAUGUAUGGACAUUGCAAGCGUCUAUUGAGAGUUUCCGAUGGUAAAGAAAGGCCGUCCGCUCGAGAAGACUUGUUUCUGGAAUCCGACCUGGUACUACUAGAUAGCCAUGGACCAAGGCGCUAAGGGUGCUGAGGAGAAAAUGGUGAGCAAGGCCCUGGUGGAAUUCAACGCCACCUUGCAGGCGGCCGUGAGGGAGGUCCACAUGGACGUGAGCGCGUUCAAGCAGCGGAUUGAGCAGCGGAUCGGGGAGAUGAGCGCCUCCAGCGCGCCCCUGGCCGAGGCGGUGGGCAGGCUGCAGGAGGAGAACCUGCAGCUCCGCGCCAAACUGGAGGCCCUCAGCCUUCUGAUAGAGUCUCUCGCUGGUGUGCAAAUCGACAGGAGCUCCCCUUCCGUGUCCAAGGAGAAGAGUAAGGAACGGGGUGUGGAAAACGGGCUUGCAGAGAUACAGUCCAAGACCCAGGAAGACCACAGGGUCCAGGUGGGUCUGGCUGCAUCUGGAUCAGGCCAUGCUCUAACCCUACCACCAUGGAGACCAAAGGAAAUUAAUGGAAUGGAGGCCAAGGCAGAGAAGCACAUUGCCUCAGUGGAACAACAGAACAGGAAGCAAGAAAGUGGAGUCGAGUCCCACCUGUUACGCACAUCCAUCACCAAAGCCAGCAUGAUGUCAAACGCAGAUGAACCCCAACCACAUCUUCCUAUCAGUGCCACGACCUCCAAAGCAAAUCCAGAAGUCGCAGCCAAACCUGCUCAGUCAGCGCCUAAAGUACACGAUCCAUCCGGAGAAUGUCAUCCUAAAAAAGCUGUGAGCAGAAGCAACCCAGAAACAUCUCCUGUGCCUAAAUCUGUCGAGACCUCAUCUUUACAGGAAUCCCAGAACAUAAAACCAGGAGAAUAUCCAUUUCGGCGCGAUGUCGGCGAGGCCAAGUCCCAAUUGUGUCUCUCGACCUCGGUCAAAACCACUGCUGAGUCGCCACCAACUGCUACUCCAGCAUCCCAAGAACCGACAGUUAAACCUGGGGAAUACCCCUUUAAGAGAGCGCCAGUUCUGAAGACACAGAGUCCGAGUCUGAAGAGAAGUGUGAGCUUUCCUCAACCAGCAGAAAAGUUACUUCCCUCCAAAUCAAUCAUAAAACCAGGUUUUUCACCUAGUUUCGAAAAAAAAGCCACCUCCCCUGCAGUGGAGUUUAAACAAGACCUGACCAAGUCUAGCACACUUCCCCGCGCUGGUGGAGCUCAGGCCAAACGUGCCCUCUUCGAGCGGAUGAACUCCGAGCCGAUAAAGCCCAAGGAUUCCAAGCCCAAACUGAAGCGCUCCCAGAGCUUUGGUGUUUCCAGCGCCAGUGGUAUAAAACAAAUCCUGCUGGAGUGGUGCCGCUCAAAAACCAUCGGCUACCAGAACAUCGACAUCCAGAACUUCUCCUCGAGUUGGAGUGACGGCAUGGCCUUCUGCGCCCUGAUCCAUUCCUUCUUCCCGCUGGAGUUCGACUACAACACGCUGAACCCCGCUAACCGCAAGCAAAACCUGCAGCAGGCCUUCACUACAGCCGAAACCCAGGCCGACUGUCUCCGUCUGAUCGAGGUGGACGACAUGUUGGAGAUGGGCGACAAACCGGACCCCAUGUGUGUGUUCACCUACGUCCAGUCCCUCUACAACCACCUUAAGACGUUCGAGUAACUAACUCUGAAUCACCGAAAACUGCAAAGACACACAUUGUCGUGUAACCACACUUUCAAGAAGACGAACUGUGGCGUGAGCGUUUCGUGUUAUGCGUGUUUCUGAUGCUGUUGCUGUGUUUACAAAAGGGAUCUUUGGAAGCAGAGCCCCACUAUUUAAAAAUACAAUUGUCACAACUGCUAGUGUGGAUGUGCCAAUACAACAUGGAUGUGCUCCAGAAUAGCAUGAGAUGCAUUUUGCAAUGUGUCAAA